CACACAGGCCCCCCUCAGUCGACACAGUCAGAGAAGGGAGAGGGCCGUGAAAACUAGGGCACAGCUAAACUGACCCCUUUCCCUCAAACUAGAGGCACACAUCCAACAGAGAGAGAGAGAGACAAAGAGUGAUAGGGUGUAGGCUGGGGAAGAGAGAGACAUUUGUGGACGGCUGUGUUGGCUGUUAAGGAGUGAAGCCCGCGAAAAUCCACCACCGACGCCUCCACAAGUUUGUUGUCCCUUCAAGUCUGAUCCAAGCGAGGACCUCGGUGCUACGCAUUUCUUCUUCUUUGGACAUCUUCUUGUCAGUGUUUCCACGUACAAACUACACCAUGCACAAACGUACGAAGGUGAAGAUCACCUUCUUUGUGAUCCUGGUGGGUAUGGCGUCCAUGUUUACGGCGGUGGUGACGGACCAUUGGGCCGUGCUGAGCCCGCGGGUGGAGCAGGUGAACGCGACGUGUGAAGCGGCCCACUUUGGCCUCUGGAGGCUGUGUAAGAAGGCCAUCUACAUCAGUGAGGCGGACUACAAUGGAAAGGGUUGUGGCCCCAUCAGCUUACCUGGAGCGGAGAACUGCACUUACUUCAAACACUUCACUCCAGGGGACGAGUCUGAGAUUUUUGAAGUCAAAACCCAGAAAGAGUACAAUAUCUCGGCAGCGGCCAUCGCCAUCUUCAGCCUGGCCUUUAUGAUCCUGGGCACCUUGUGUCUCAUGUGCUCCUUCAAGAAGGGGAAUGACUACAUCCUUAAACCUGCCGGAAUGUUCUUCGCUUUUGCAGGCCUGUGCGCCGUCAUCUCAGUGGAGGUGAUGCGUCAGUCGGUAAAGCGGAUGAUCGAGAGCGAGGACACCAUCUGGAUAGACUACUCCUACUCCUGGUCCUUUGCCUGUGCCUGCGCUGGCUUCUGCCUCCUCUUCCUCAGUGGCCUGGGCCUCCUCCUGCUCUCCAUGCCCCGCAUGCCCCAAAACCCCUGGGAGUCCUGCAUGGACGCUGAACACGAAGUGGAGUAAUAGACAGAGGGAUGAGAGGAAGAAGAGUGACACUUUCUUUAAAAGCAAUACGAUCACGAUCAAGAUCAACUUUGUGUCGUUCUAUAGUGGAACCAGAGGGUUCUUUCACACAGUGCUUGGGAGCAGUCCAAUGUACCGAAUGAAAAAUACAAGUUAAAUGGGUUUCCAUCGCAUUUUCAACUCUAAUGACGACAAAAAAUUGUUGCAUUAUAUAGCAAAUAUGCCGAUCUGGUCUUGGCACGUGCCCUCGAACCAACACGUCGCAGAUACAGUGCGGGUAGGCUACCUACAUUUUAAGAUUAUUAUGGAUAAGAGCGAUACAAUUUUUAUUUGUCAAAUGGCACUUUCACGACCAUGUGAAUCUCAUAACUUAUUCCGUCUGUAGCCUAAUAAACUGCAUGCUUUCCCAAGUCAUAGUGGGAGGACUACACAACAUACAGUAUCAUCGUGUGACUCCCAAGUUUACUUCGAUAUGAUGGUUAUUAUAUACACAUUUGCAGAUGAAGGCAUUUCCACCACCAUUUCUCACAUAAUUCAUUUCUGACACAAAAACAUCCCACCAUGUCCAACGAGCAAAUUGUCUGUUUUAUAAAAUUGUAGAGGCAUUAUUUGUUUCCAUCAGCCCAGUCAUGACUUUUUUCAAGUGUCAGGUAAUUCAUCAGCAUGAAAUGGUUGGUUGGAAACCUGGUUAAUUACACAUUUUCACAUGUUAUUUAAUGGUAUAAAUAGUAAUGGAUUGACAUUUAACCUAUGCAUUCACCUUUUCUGUACUGUGUGUUUUGUAUGAUAAUUAUGUACAUAAGUCAAUCAAUUUAUAACUGAGAUGGUUCUCCUGUUAUUUUCAGUGCAUCAAGCACUUGCAUUGAAUUUAUGUCAAAUUCAGGCAAGAUUAAGCUAAACCAGGAAAUUGUUAGUGUCAGAUGCCAAAUUAUUACGUCAUGAUUAAGUAUUUAAUAGUAUUACAACUCAUUUAAAAAAAGUAUUCACAGCAUACAUAACACUAAUUGUGAUGUAAAGAAGUGUUAUCAAAAUGAUCUGUUUUAAUUCUAGAAUUUAGGUCAUGUUAGACAGAGUGAAAAAAUAUAUAUUUUCAGUUUUCAAACAGACUUACUUUUAUAAGAAUAAUACAUGGGUGUGACAGUAAAUUGGAGAAGCAAAUAAUGCUGUCUGGUGGGUUUAGUGUGCAUACCAAUGCAGAAUGCUAAACACCAACAGUCUCUGAACCACUGAAUGUGUGGGUUGCCAUGAUGGAAAAAGUUCAGUUCUAGCAGGUGUACACGAAACACUAAAAACCUCCCAAUUUCUCUUUUUUGAAUAUAUAUAUUUUUUAGAGCUGAGCACAUGGCAGCCCAAUUUCUUUGACUAUUUGAUCCCAUUCAAUUUAGGGGAACCAAGCGCUCUAUUUUUAAUCAAGGUAUAAUUUUCUGAUUUUAGUUAGUGUCUGAUGCAUUUAACUUAGAUCUCACAAGGUAUUCAGUAGCCAACACUUUCAGGGUCUUUCAGUUCAAAUGGUCAGGGAAAAACUCAGAGCCUUAAUAUGUACCAUCUAGAUCCAGUAUACGGCUUUAAUAUAUAUAUAUAUUUUUUCCUAAUGUCGUCUUUUCAGCCAAACUAAACUGGACUGCUCUCUCAUGUUACCGUUCAUCUUUGGCUUCUAUGGACAGGCAGGAAUUAGGUGUACAUUCUUUCUGUUAUGGAUGAUACUGCUUUUGUAUUUACUCAGUGGAAGUGUUAAACUAGGAUUCUUUUUGAUAAGCUUUGAUAAUCUCAAAACAAGCUUGAGCUAAGACCAUUACUUUCCCCAUUUGAUAUUUGAUUGAAUAGAUGAGGGCAGUUGAUAAAGGUAUUGGCACUAUCGUACUUAAACGCUACAUAAGACCUCAUGAAUGUAGCAGAUUAAAACUUGCUUAGCCAUGUCAUCCGUCCUUGCCUGUUAGAACCAGCUUUUGGUAUGCAAUGAUGGAUUACAGUAGAGUGGUUGUCUUUAGCUCUGUGUACAUGUUAUAACCAUAAAACCAUGCAUUUCUAAUGAAAAUAAAUUCACUGAUAUCUAGCUUUGAUGAAAGCCAGUUUCCUGCAUCUUUUAAAAAUUUAAUUAGGCAAGUCAGUUGAGAACAAAUUCUUAUUUACACUGACGGCCUAGGAACAGUGGGUUAACCGUCUUGUUCAGGGGCAGAAUGACAGAUUUUUACCUCGUCAGCUCAGGGAUUUGAUCCAGCAACCUUUUGGUUACUGGCUCACUACUCUAACCACUAGGCUACCUGCCGCUCUCUUUCAUCCUUGUCUCCUGUAUACAAGACACCUGGGUCGUGUUCAUUUAGGCACAAAACGGACUACCUGGACUUCCCCAAUAAGAAAGGCUAAUUUGGUUCUUGGUUGCAAAAGGUUUUCCUUUGCGUGUCCCGAUGAACACAAACCUGCGGUGAGGAAAAAAGCCUUGCAGCAUGGUCAAAGAGGGGAUUUGUGAAAUGGUUACUGUUGCUGGAAACCCUGCCGGGAACCUGCGCUGGUCACUGGCAGGAAUGACAGCAUGGUCUGUGGAAGCGUCCCCUCACUGUGUGUGUAGGGGGAUGAUGAAAGAGGAGCAAGAGCACCCUCCCUGUCCUUCCCCACAUCAGAAAGAGUCCAGGCUAUUGAACCAGACAUUUUCAGUCUACGCUCCCUUGGUGGGUUAAUUUAGAUUCCAAAAACUCACAGCCGGAGUUAGUUUGGUGGCAGAGAAGGUGGAAGAGAGGGAGCAACCGCAUGGAGAAUGGAUCAAAAAUAGAAACAUUGAGGAAAAUACUUCAGAGCUCCCUCGGUUGAUUCUAAGCCAAUAGUAGCAUCAAAUGCACAAGACGCAAGUCUAUUUUCCUUGGGUCUUGAGUGCAACCUGUUGGGGUACUGUAAACCACUAGCAGCAGUUAUGGGUAGGAUAAACCGGUCCCAAGACGGAUACAGUGUUGGGGUUGUGUUCCUCAGGGGCCACAUGACUUCUGAGUGAGAUAACGACAAGUCAUAACUUCAAUGGCAAACAAGACACCCAGCGACUUAAUGAGAGUAAAGUCAGUUGCGUAACCCUUCGUGUUCCUUUUGGGAUAUUGAGCCACAUGGUGUGCACUUCCUUUCCACAGGGAAAUCACUCUACCUCAUCCAAUCCAACAAUUGAAGUAUGUCUCUGCAAUAACAACAAGAGUAACUGAUUCAAUAAGACACUUUAAUAGAGAAACACAUUUUAAAAAAAUAAUAAAAAUUAAAUAAAACCUUUGAAACAAAGUCUAAAUCCUUUAUUAUGACCACCACCAAUUGAAUUGAAAAGAGUGAAAGGGAAAUAUUCAUCAUUAUGUAGCCCACCUGUGUGGAUCCAGUGGAGGGAUAACAGUUAACAGGCGUGCCAUUGAUUUACUGUGGGAGGGGAAGAAAGAGACUGGAGACAAGAUGGAUGACAACAGGAGAUGUGGUUUUACAAAUGGCUGAACACAGUGCUCUCUACUGGCUGGGCAAAAGGCUGCUCCCACCACAAAAACCAUCCGUUCAAGUUAAGGUUGUUUUACGAAAGCAACGUGAGGAACCUUCAUAAGCCACUUACACGCAAGAAUAUGUGACUGGGUCUGGGUGGAGGCUAACUGACAUUCAAACUUGGUUGUCUACAAACAAAAUUAAAAGCUUCAGUCUCGAUGCAAAGUCAGUCAGGUCAAGUCAUGACACGGCACAAAAUGGAGAUUUUGAUAGUGAGUAAGCAAUAAUAAAGGCCCGAAAAAGGCCCGGUAUGGACACAAGCACAGACCUUGUAUUACUUACUCCUGGACAAGAUUGUUAAGAACAAUCGCUUACGGUUUGGAUUUUACACAAAUACAGAUCAGAUACUGCAGAAAUUGUGAGGAAUAAGUCAGGCAAGAUAACCAACAACUAAUUUGCGGAAAACUGAUUCAAAUUUGAUUUCCACUUCUUUGUAAAGACGUUCAAAGCUUAUAAUAAUGUGCCCCGUGUGGCUGGGAGCAACUUUUGCCCAGCAAAAUAAUUUGGAGGAAAAACAACUCUUACAUGAGCAUUACAUCUUCAAUUCAUUCAUCUCCAAUUCAUUGACAUGUUAGUAAAAUAUCAUACUUUUUUGUUAAUGUCACAAGUCAUUGUACAGAUCAAAUAAUAUACCAAAAUGUUACUUGGUAGGGAGAGAACAAAAACAUUUUUUAUUGUUGUUGCACAAAUCAAUAAACUAUUUGAUAAAAAUCGGGGACAUAAACAAGCCAUGUCAUCUUGGCAUGCACAGAAUGAAUGUACAGUCUUACAUGAAAAAUAAUUGUCGAACCACAAAGCACCGCUGAAAUUAAAAUAUCUUUUAAAUGGAUUUAGCAGAAAAACUGAACCAAGGACAAAUAAUUCCUGCAACAUUGCUUUUAAAAAUAAGUAUUCUACAGUAAAAUAACAUUUUAUAUGCCUGCAACAAAAACACUUUGUAAAAGCAGCCAGACACCAUCUUAUAAAAAUGAAUUUAAAAAGUUAUAUUACUAUAAGAUGCUGUGACUGCCAACACGGUCCAUGUCCAUUUUUGUGAGUUGAUUUUGUGAAUUUGCAUAAUUAAAAAGGGCAUACCUCUUCUUUUAAACAGCUUCUACAAAAUUGAGGCACUCCCUAAACCUUGUUUGUUAAUACCUAGAAAAUGCAUAUUUACAAGUAUGUUUUUUGUUGUGAUGAACCUAAAAUUCACAACCUCUUGAAUCUGGACCUUGGAAAAUUCAAAUAAACUGAAGUCCCACGUAAAUGUUUUGAAUGAUUGUUUCAACUAUGUUUAAGAGAUGUUUUUCAUUCCAACUAGAUUUGUUUCCUGAAUAGCUGACAGCAAUGUUUGACUCUUAAAAAAAAAAAAAAAAAAAUUAAACUUCUGAUUGACGGGCUCAUACAUUAAAAUGAAUGACUAAAUAGUUACAUAAAAUGUACCAGUUAGAAUCCAAGGGUAUUUUAUUAAAAUAUACUGAAACAUACGAUUAAUCAAUUAAAAAUAAAUGAAUAAUGAAAAGUUGAGAGAAGAUGGUUUCCAGUAAAUGUGAUAACAGUGGCUAUUACACACAAAAAAUAAUCUACCAAGUCAAUCAAAAUCAGUCACAAAUUUGCAUUUGAUAAUCGUCAAUAAUUGUCAUUAUCAUUUUAUCCUACAGGCCAUUUAUUUUUUGAGUGUGCACACCAUACAAAUGUAUAAAGAUUUGACAGCUUGAUGGUUGUUAGCAAAUUAUUUUACAAAAAUGCAAAUCGAUUUCACUCACAAGAUACGUGUCACCCUAAAAACAAAAUACAUCACUGAAUGGGAAU
Molecule: messenger RNA, 6296 nt
Organism: Oncorhynchus nerka (sockeye salmon)
Lineage: Eukaryota; Metazoa; Chordata; Actinopteri; Salmoniformes; Salmonidae
Product: voltage-dependent calcium channel gamma-1 subunit-like
Exons: 4
Coding region: 333-1010 (225 amino acids)
Biological process (GO): calcium ion transmembrane transport; regulation of calcium ion transmembrane transport via high voltage-gated calcium channel
Cellular component (GO): membrane; L-type voltage-gated calcium channel complex
Molecular function (GO): voltage-gated calcium channel activity; calcium channel regulator activity
Source: RefSeq, a predicted model, not a curated record